UCUCUCUCUCUCUCUCUCUCUUUCAAAUCCUCCAUGUGCCCUCCUGUCAUCUUCUCUCUCUCUCUCCUCUUUAUAAUUCAUAUCAUAUCCCACCACACCUCACAUAACAUAACUUAACCCUAUCUCUCUUGAUUUCUCUCUCAUCUCUCUACUAUGGAACAGCAGCAAGGGGGAAAUGAAGCAGAUCAAAGUGGCGGUGGUGGUAAAACGGCGACGAGCUUCCUGUGCAGACAGAGCAGUACGAGGUGGACGCCGACAACCGACCAGAUCAGAAUCUUGAAGGAUCUUUAUUACAACAACGGCGUGAGGUCCCCCACGGCCGAGCAGAUUCAGCGCAUCUCUGCCAAGCUGCGGCAGUACGGCAAGAUCGAGGGCAAGAACGUCUUUUACUGGUUCCAGAAUCACAAGGCCCGCGAGCGCCAGAAGAAGCGCUUCACCGCCGACAUCCCCAUGCACUCUCACAAUCACAUUUACACCAAAUUCCCCCCUCCUCCACCAGGGAAUUUCGCUUCUUCCUCCGCUUCCUCUGCGCCUGCUUUGCUCAAUGUUGGAAGCUACGGAUAUGGAUCUGUGGCCAUGGAGAAAAGCUUUAGGGAAUGCUCCAUAACACCAAGUGCAAAUGUGGGGGGGCAGAAUUUUGCAUGGAUUGGGGUUGAUCCCUACUCUUCGCCCUACCCUUUUCUCGAAAGGAAAAGAUACAUCAACGACCAAACCCUAGAAACGGCGGGGGAAGACGACGACGACGACGACGAGGCGCCGGAGAUCGAGACUCUCCCGCUCUUUCCCAUGCACGGCGACAUCAAGCAGGAGUGGCACCACCGCGGCGACGACGCCAUCGCCGCCGGUUCUAGGGCUUCGUUGGAGCUCAGCCUCAACUCCUACGCGGCCGGAUUCAAUCGCUAAGACUAGGGCUUCAAUAUUUAGGGCUACAUGCAAUAAUUGUAAAGUAUUAAUUAAUCCAUAUCAUAUGAUGCCUACCCUUUCUGAAUUAGGGUCUUUUAAUGAACCUAUAUAUAUAAUUAUGGGAUGAUCCAAUGUAAUUAAUUAAUUAGCUUAAUAUUGUGGGGGCGAUGCCCAAAUUAGCUUGUUGAAUUGAUUACGACCUUGCAUAUGUCAGCUUAUUAAUGAUGAGUUUGGUUAAAGAA
This is a messenger RNA of Salvia miltiorrhiza (redroot sage), 1145 nucleotides long. RefSeq names its product protein WUSCHEL. The record is from RefSeq and is a predicted model, not a curated record. Gene Ontology annotation, biological process: plant organ development. Lineage: Eukaryota; Viridiplantae; Streptophyta; Magnoliopsida; Lamiales; Lamiaceae. Gene Ontology annotation, molecular function: DNA binding; DNA-binding transcription factor activity. Bases 154 to 903 code for a protein of 249 amino acids. The transcript has 3 exons.